UGCCACGCCGACCUCCCAACAACCGGCGCCAACAAACCGCCACCUGGGUUGACACGCAUGGCACGUGACAUGCCGCGUGGAUCCAGCUGCCUCUUGCGCCUGGUGGCCCUCUUGGGCGGAACAUGCUUCGUAGCGCCCCAACUUUCGGGCCUGCAACGCCAGCAGAGCGCCAUUACCAGGCAUGUGGUGGAAGUGCCUGGUGGCUUGAAAAAUGGUGUCAAGAUGGUCAUGGAUGAUGAGCCUUGGAUGCUCAUGGGCCAUACCUCCAAGAAGCAGGGCAAGGGCGUGGCAAUCACCAAGGCCAAGGUGAAGAACAUGUUCACAGGCGCCAUCGUGGAGAAGACGUUGAAUUCGGGCACCAAGUUCGAAGAGGUCGAGACCACAUGGGAAGUUGGCACCUUCACCCACAAAGAUGAAGAUGAUGGCACCUACCAUGUCAUGGACAUGGAGAGCUUCGAGGACCGCACCUUAGAGGCCGACGUGUUGGGCGAGAUGGCCGAGUGGCUCCAGGAGGGGCAGUCCGUCGAGUUGGAGGUUUGGAAUGACAAGAUCAUCAGCAUGCAGUUCCCGGAUGACAUCAUCAUGGAGGUCACCGACAUCAAACAGUCCAAGGACAGUGGCCGCGAUCAGAUCGUGACCUUGGAGAAUGGUGUCUCCAAGCAGGCGCCUUCCUACAUCAAGGUGGGCGACAAAGUCAAGGUGGACAAGAAGAACUUCGAAAUUAAGAAGCGAAGCUAAGUGCGGGGUGGAUUAGAAUGACCUCACACAGCUAGCAAGACCGCUGAAGUAGAGAAUCUCUAGAGUGGAUUGCCAU
This is a messenger RNA of Durusdinium trenchii, 814 nucleotides long. Lineage: Eukaryota; Dinophyceae; Suessiales; Symbiodiniaceae. The record is from the annotation of a GenBank genome assembly.